Molecule: messenger RNA, 1065 nt
Organism: Symbiodinium natans
Lineage: Eukaryota; Dinophyceae; Suessiales; Symbiodiniaceae
Source: the annotation of a GenBank genome assembly
AUGGACUCCUCGCGAAUGUCCGAGGAGGGCUUUGGAGUUGCAGAUCAAAGCCAAGGCAGCCUACCUUGGAGGCUGUCUCUGAAGGGCACCUUCAAGACUUUGAGCGAGUGGGGCGACCAGAUUGAGCGCCGCCACUUCGAUGGGAACUUCCUGGAAGCGGUCAGUAGCGCUCCACGACAAGCGGUAGAACAGCACCGACAUCUCUUGUCCCAGGCCUCACGAAUUGGAGGAGAGUUGGGCUCCGCCGCGGUGAAGCUGGUGGAAGAGGCCGCCGGCCGAGGUCCGGACUCUUCCUCACCGACCGCGUGCUAUUUCGAGACAUCCCCCGCCGAAUUGGCAGCCGUAACUCUCGGAACCUACGUUCCGACCACCUGCAUCACCGAUCUGUGGCAGGAGGUCAGCCGCCUCCAGCAGGAUCUGCAGCUGCACGAAGAGCUCCGCAAAGGCCGCAGCAGCGCGCUGACUUCCCAGGAUGAAGCUUUGCGAAAGCUGCGCGCGGAGCUGAUGGAGAGCCGGUGCAGCGUGCAGGAGGCUCUGGAAGGGCGGCAGCGUGCUGCCGGCAGGCUGCAAGGUUCCGAGCGCGGCUUCGAGGCUCUUCAGGACGCGCACCGGAAUCUGCAACAGCUGCGUGCGGAAGCGGAGUCUGAGUUGAGGCAGCUCAAAGCAGCUGCAGCCCAGGCGCUUCAAGUUGAGGCCGAGGCACUGGCGCCCGGUGCCGCUUCGCAGAUUAGCACCAGGUUUCUUGCGCCUGGUGCAGCAUCCUGGGCACGUGAUGGUCCAGAGAUCGAAGCUUUGAAAGCUGCCAAAGUUGAACUGGCCGAGCUGCUGGCUGAAAGCGACGAGGUCCGUCUGCGUUCCCGACGCGAGAGCGCUCAGCUGGCGCAUCAGCUUGAAGGUGCCGAGGCAGAGAACCUGCGCCUGGGUGGAUCGGGAGCUCGCCGCACUGCUCAGGACGCCCGCCCUUUGAACGAUGGCUCCAUGGUGUCACCUUCUACCCCUUCCCAAGGCUCGCGGCAGCCUGUGUGGAAGCGUUGGACAGCACGGGACGACAAUCCGUUCUCGUGA